Camellia sinensis is the source of this 1038-nucleotide messenger RNA. Lineage: Eukaryota; Viridiplantae; Streptophyta; Magnoliopsida; Ericales; Theaceae. The record is from RefSeq and is a predicted model, not a curated record.
CACAGUCUUUUGGUGUGCUAGCUGCAAUUUUUUCUAAGCAAGUUCACUCUUUCAUUUCAUAAAUAAACAGAAUGGCAUCGUCUUUGCGGCUUCCUUCCUUUCUCUUCGUGUUUCUUCAUGUUAUUUUAUUUUGGUCUGAAUCAGUUCAUUGUGAUGGUUCUGAAGACACUUUGCUUGAAGGUAUCAAUAAUCACAGACAAUACUUAAAGUUGUCGGCCCUCACAAGGACUGAUAACACACAAUGCCUUGCCGAGCAAAUAGUUUCCCAGAUAGACGACGAUCCUUGCAACACCACCACCACCAUCCCCACCCACCCCAUCACCAUCGCCACCGUGGGCUCCUCCUCCUCCCACCCUCAACUAUCUACCAACUUUCCCCGUCUUUUGAAAGAUUGUAAUAUAAACAUUAACUCGACAAGCAAUGGGUUGAUAUUGCCUAUUUGUGUUGCCAAGUUUGUUGCCACUGGUCUAGUUUGCGCAAGAUGUCCGCAGUCACAGUACGCACAAUACCUCCGUAGUUCCAAUUACACUGAAGUUGGCAUAAGUGCAGGAGUCAGCUGGACAGCCAUUGUUUUGAACGUAAACACAACCACUGAAAAAAGUGCUGCUAAUUUGGUUUCUAACGCGAGCUUGAGUCAUUGCUUCUUGUUGUUGUUGUUAGUGUUGUUUCUUUUAUACUAAUUAUGUAUGGAGUCUAAGGUUUCUAUGGUGCAUGGAAUAAUGUUUGGGUUGUGUAAAAUGUGACUUAAGAAGAGUAGUGUCAGCUUGGAGGAAAUGCUUCAUAGCAGAUCAGAUUGGAGGUCUGCUAUGUGGAAAAUGUUUCAUUUUUUUAUUUUUUAUUUUUUUCUGAUGGCCACUGCUGGUUCUGGAUUUUUUCUUAUGCUUGAAAGGAUUUUGGUUUGUUUAGUGUCUAUUGUUUUUGGGUGCUUGGCUUCUGUUUUUGGUUUCUCUUUUCUUUUCGUGCUUUCACUUGGUCCCUCACUAACAUUUUUAGUGUAACAGAAGAUUUGUCUUUUAUUUUAUUUUAUGCUUUUUCACA